Rotaria socialis is the source of this 621-nucleotide messenger RNA. The record is from the annotation of a GenBank genome assembly. NCBI's taxonomy places the organism in Eukaryota, Metazoa, Rotifera, Eurotatoria, Philodinida, Philodinidae.
AUGCCAAAGAAAAAUCCAGCUCCUCAGCAAUGCCUGACCAAUUUUGAAAACAUCGAACCACUGUUCAAUCAAGAAUUUGGCACAAACGAUCCAAUUUUCCCUGAGUGGACCUUAGAGCGAAUGCCAAGAAAUGUUAACAUUAAGCGUAUCAAAUUAGGCAAGAAUCAGAUGUUAGGUAGAUGGCUCUAUGGAAGUUACAAUACAAAGGGAAAAUUUCGUUGCUUAAAAUGUAUUAAGAGUGGUAUCGUAGAUAAUGAUGCUACCUGGUCUUCAGCUUACACUACUAUUCUAUGUAGAGCUUAUUAUGGACCAGAUACAGAUGAAUAUGGGCAAGACUGGAUUGGUGGAUGGAUUCAAAUGAAAGUAUUUGCUCAGCAAUGUACGAAAUGUGAUGAAUAUGUCACUGUUGAACUUGAUAAUCAAAAAUGCCAAAAUUUUGUAACAUGGUUACAUCGCUGGAUUGCUCACAAGUUUUAUGGGUAUCCUCUUCCUAGUUUUGGCUACCGAGGAAAAAAAAGUGAUGGUCCUCAUCUUGCGAACCGAUGUGAAGCAUGCCACGCAGGAUGGUGCCAUUUUCAUGGAAAUAAGAGCCAAAAUAAAAAAUUUCUUAUUAAAGAGUAA